AUGGCACUUCAUAGCGCUGCGGCCCUACUGCUAGCUAGCGCCAAUGCUCUCACUUCGGCUACCAAUCCGUUGACCUCCAAGGCCGGACAGGUCGGCAUAAUUCCUGCCUGGGACUUCCAAUCAUCCUCCUCUGUGAGCAAAGACCUUGCCUCGCUGUCUAAGCCUGGUGUCGACACUUCGUCAUGGAACCAUGUCAAUGAUUCCCGUUGCACUAUUUUGGGGGGUAUGAUUGAGUCAGGCGCGUAUAAAGAUGAUGAGUUAUGGUUCUCGGAUAACCUUUACAAGAUCAAUUGGGGCCAAUUCCGCGUCCCCUGGGUCUACAGAAACGAGUUUUCGCUCACUCCCAAUCAAGGGCAGCAUUAUUUCCUCCAGACCAACGGCAUCACCUCGCGGGCCGACAUCUUCCUCAAUGGAGAGAAAAUUGCAGAUAAAGAGGAACAGGCGGGCUCUUUUGGUGGCCACACCUACGAUAUCACUGGCCAUGCAGGCAACGAGAAUGCCCUUGCUGUCAAUGUGUACCCCUCAGACUUCAAUCUCGACCUCAUUUAUACUUUUGUUGACUGGAGCCCCCGUGCGCCUGACAAUGGCAGCGGUAUCUGGAGAGAAAUCACCGUGAAGCAGACUGGGCCUGUGGCACUGGGACCCAUGAGCGUGUCCAUCGAUAUCGAGAGUCCAGUCGAGUCCAACCCUGCCAAGGUGACUGUCCGUGCAAAAGUACAGAAUCUCGAGGACCACGAGCUUCAAGUGGAUGCCUCUUCCGUUAUUGCCGAAUCGUCUGGUUGCAAAGUCGGGUCUCAGAAGACAUCUCUUAUGCUGGGACCCAAGGAGACCAAGCUCGUCGAGAUUUCUCUUCAUGUCAAGAAGCCGAAGAUAUGGUGGCCCAAGUUCUGGGGUGGCCAGCCCUUGUACAAGGCCCGGCUUGCAUUGCAUGUUGCCAACGAGCUGUCCGACGUUGCAGAGGAAACAUUUGGCAUUCGAACCGUUACAUCAGCACUCAACAGCCACAACGACACCAUGUUCACGGUCAACGGCUAUCCGUUCCAGGUUCUUGGUGCUGGAUAUAGCCCAGACAUGUUCUUCCGCUGGGACGCCACGCGAUGGGCCAACAUCAUGAAAUACUCGCACGACAUGGGUCUCAAUACUAUUCGUCUAGAAGGCAUGAUGGAACACCCAGAGCUGUACCGAAUGGCCGAUGAAGCUGGCAUGAUGAUUAUUGCCGGGUUUGUCUGCUGUUCCAAGUGGGAGGCCUGGAGUUACAACCAGGACAUCAACCCCAACGUUCCUUGGACCGACAACGACUACGAGACUGCAAAUGCUACCAUGCGACACGAAGCUGCCAUGAUGCAGCCGCACCCCAGUGUACUUGGAUUCUUGAUUGGCAGUGACUUCUGGCCCAAUGACCGCGCCACCAAGAUUUACGUUGAUGCCCUCAAGGAUGCUUACUGGCAGACGCCUUUCAUUGCAUCCGCAUCCAAGCGCGGCUACCCAGCUCUUCUUGGUCCCUCGGGAAUGAAAAUGAGCGGACCCUACGACUGGGUGCCACCCAACUACUGGUACGACACGGAGUCAUCUGAGGACCGUCUCGGGGCCGCAUUUGGAUUUGGCUCUGAGCUUGGCGCCGGGGUAGGAACCCCCGAAGUCAGCAGCCUCAGGAAGUUUCUGACCCAGAGCGAGAUGGAGGACCUCUGGAAGAAGCCCGAUGCCAACUUCUUUCACAUGUCAACGAAUACGUCGACAUUCUACAACCGCAAGAUCUACAACCAAGGUUUGUUUAAGCGUUAUGGCGCCCCCACAUCUUUGGAAGACUACAUAUUCAAAGCCCAGCUCAUGGACUACGAGGCUAUUCGCGCACAGCACGAGGGCUACUCUGCUCGAUGGAGCCAGGUCCGCCCGGCCACGGGCACCAUCUACUGGAUGCUGAACAAUGCCUGGCCCAGCUUGCAUUGGAACCAGUUCGACCACUACCUGCACCCAGCCGGCUCGUACUUUGGCACCAAGGUUGGUUCUCGACUGGAACACGUUGCAUACGACUAUGUCCGCGAGGAGGCGUGGAUCAUCAACCACAGCCUCGACAAAAAGGGAACGCGCAACAUUGCUACUGAACUGAUUGGACUGGAUGGAAAGUCAAUCUCCAAGGAUUCCGUCACUGUCGACAGCGUCCCCAACAAGUCCAGCAAGGUCGCCAAAAUAUCCGGCCUAAACAAUAUGACGGACGUUGGCCUGCUGCGUCUUGUUUUGUCCGACGAACAGGGCCAAGCUCUCAGCCGAAAUGUAUACUGGCUCACAAAAUCUGUAGAUGUGCUCGACUGGCCCAACGCAACGUGGUACCACACCCCCGUGACCAAGUUCUCCGACUACAGCGCCCUGAGUGGGAUGGAGACGGCCGAACUUUCCGUCACGGCGUCCAGGAAUGACGGUGCUCACUCCAUCGUCCUCGAGAACAAGUCUGACGUUCCUGCAUUCUUUAUCCGCCUGAACCUUGUUGACAAGGCCGGCGAGGACGUCAACCCCGCCAUCUGGUCGGACAACUACGUCACGUUGUGGCCAAGAGAGAAGUUGGCACUCACCGUGAGUGGAGAUGGGCGAGAGGCCAAGGUACUCGUGAAUGCAGGCAACGUCCAGGCUUUGGAAGUAGCGUUGUAA
Molecule: messenger RNA, 2643 nt
Organism: Metarhizium brunneum ARSEF 3297
Lineage: Eukaryota; Fungi; Ascomycota; Sordariomycetes; Hypocreales; Clavicipitaceae
Gene: gls93
Product: Exo-beta-D-glucosaminidase
Biological process (GO): carbohydrate metabolic process
Molecular function (GO): hydrolase activity, hydrolyzing O-glycosyl compounds
Source: RefSeq, a predicted model, not a curated record